UCCAUUACGCUCCGAGCGCCCAUAAACCAGCCUGCGUGCUCUUGCUCGCUGCCCGGGGCCCGAGGAGCGGUGAGUAAACAGCCCCAGGUGGCGAGGCGGCGGGGGAGCCGAGCGCGCACCGAGAGCGCGGCGCGACUCUCCGGCUGAAUGCCAUUUGCUGGUCGCAGGUGUCAAGGAGGAACUCGGGCGGGGGGAACAGGACGCGGAACUGGAUCGCCGCCCGCAGAGGGGAGCGGGCUUGCGCUCCCGGAACUCGGCAAGGCAGGGCGCGGAGACCCGGGGAGGCUCCGGGCCGCCCCAAAAGGCGUCUGCCUGCGCGCAGAAAGAGCUCUGCGCGCCCCUCUCUCUCUGCUUAUCGUGAUGCCGGAAGGUGACAUGGCAAAGCCACUCCUCGGCCGACAAAAUGUUGGAAGUAAUGCAAGCCUCGUCCCAGCCGCUGGUAACUCAACGGUGGGGAUCCUGGGCAGUGGUGACUUUGCACGCUCCUUGUCUAUGCGACUGGUGUGCUCAGGUUUCAAAGUGGUGAUUGGAAGCCGGAACCCAAAGCGCAAUGCCACCCUCUUUCCAUCAGCAGCUGAAGUAACUUUCCAGGCAGAUGCUAUAAAGAAGACAAAUAUUGUCUUUGUGGCGGUUUUCAGAGAACAUUACACCACACUCUGCGACCUCAGCGAUGAGCUGUCUGGCAAAAUCCUGGUGGAUGUAAGCAACAACGAUGAAAUCAACCAUCACAAAGAAUCAAAUGCUGAGUAUUUGGCAUCACUUUUCCCAGCAUGCACUGUUGUCAAAGGAUUUAACGUCAUCUCAGCGUGGACGUUACAGUCAGGCCCAAGGGACGGGAAUAAGCAGGUCUUCAUAUGCUCGGACAACCAAGAAGCCAAGCGUGCCAUUGCCGAAAUCGCUCACACGCUGGGGUUCACCCCCGUGGACAUGGGCUCCUUGUGCUCAGCUCGUGAGAUUGAGAAUAUUCCGCUGCGGCUUCUCCCUGCCUGGAAGAUCCCCGUCUUCUUGGCCCUGGGUCUCUUUCUCUGCUUCUACACAUACAACUUCAUCCGGCAAGUUUUGCACCCUUACAUCCGGGAGCAAAAGAACAAGUUUUACAAGAUCCCUGUGGAGGUCGUCAACACCACAUUGCCUUGCGUCGCCUACGUCAUGCUGUCCCUCGUCUACCUGCCUGGAGUGCUUGCGGCCAUUUUCCAGCUCUACCGCUGCACCAAGUACAGCCGGUUCCCUGACUGGCUUGACCAAUGGCUGCAGCACAGGAAGCAGAUAGGUCUGCUAAGCUUUUUCUGUGCAGCUCUGCACGCUGUGUACAGCUUGUGCCUACCCAUGCGGCGAUCCCAUCAUUACUCGUUGCUCAGAGAUGCUGUCAAUCAGGUGGAGAAGAAAACAGAUCCAUGGGUAGAGGAGGAAGUCUGGAGGAUGGAGAUGUACAUCUCUUUUGGCAUCAUGGCCUUGGGCUUGCUGUCCUUGCUUGCCAUAACCUCACUUCCUUCCAUCUCCAACUCUCUCAACUGGAGGGAAUUCAGUUUCAUUCAGUCCUCCCUUGGCUUUGUCGCUCUGGUGAUCAGCACUCUGCACACCCUGACUUACGGCUGGACCAGGGCCUUUGAUGAAAGCCAGUACAAGUUCUACCUGCCUCCCACCUUUACUCUCACGCUGCUGGUACCAUGUGCUGUGAUCCUGGCCAAACUCUUUUUCCAGCUCCCUUGUAUGAACCAAAGACUGCGGCGCAUCAGGAAUGGGUGGGAGAAGGGCAGGUAUGUCAAGUUCACCUUGCCCAGAGCAUCAGGGGAAUUUUCGAGUGGAGAAAGCAGCAGCGCUGUGUGAUCCAGCAUCUCUCUCUCUCUCUCUCUUCCAUCAUGACAAGUUUUCAAAGAGCACUAUGAAGAUUCUGGGGGUUUUUUAUAUAGUUUUUGUUUGUUUUUUGAA
Lacerta agilis (Sand lizard) is the source of this 1929-nucleotide messenger RNA. It is a transcript of the gene STEAP3, whose product is annotated as STEAP3 metalloreductase. Bases 148 to 1827 code for a protein of 559 amino acids. The record is from RefSeq and is a predicted model, not a curated record. Gene Ontology annotation, molecular function: cupric reductase (NADH) activity; ferric-chelate reductase (NADPH) activity. The transcript has 5 exons. NCBI's taxonomy places the organism in Eukaryota, Metazoa, Chordata, Lepidosauria, Squamata, Lacertidae. Gene Ontology annotation, biological process: copper ion import. Gene Ontology annotation, cellular component: plasma membrane; endosome.